Messenger RNA from Solanum tuberosum (potato), 2799 nucleotides. RefSeq names its product G-type lectin S-receptor-like serine/threonine-protein kinase SD2-2. The coding region runs from base 136 to 2712 and encodes 858 amino acids. The record is from RefSeq and is a predicted model, not a curated record. Gene Ontology annotation, biological process: recognition of pollen; protein phosphorylation. Gene Ontology annotation, molecular function: ATP binding; protein serine/threonine kinase activity. The transcript has 2 exons. NCBI's taxonomy places the organism in Eukaryota, Viridiplantae, Streptophyta, Magnoliopsida, Solanales, Solanaceae.
GAUAUUAGGACAAACAUCACCAAAAUUUUCCAUACACUGAAAUUUCUCAAAAACAGUACAAAUAUUCUCUGAGCUUUUCAAUGUUUCCUUAAAAACCAAAAUCUUUUUUUCUUUAGCUAAGCAAAAUUCAUCACCAUGAUUCCACAGAAAGCAAUUUUCAUUUUACUUUUCAUCACAAUUUCUAUGGCAUUUGAGGUCAGUUCAGAAACAGCAAAAUCAAGAAUGCAAAAUGUAAACAUGACCCAUGUAGCUGAACUCACUAAAGAGUCUUUUUCAGCUGAAAGAAAGUUGGGAUCUUUAGAAGGGAGCAUAAAGUUUGAAUCUUUGAACAAAUCUAGAGUUUUACUAAGUGGGAACUUCACUGUUUUGAGUGAAAACAAGACAUUUGAAGUGGGGUUUUUCAAGACUAAUGAUGAGAGUAAAUGGUAUUUAGGGAUUUGGUUUGCUUCAAUUCCUACCCCUACUUAUGUUUGGGUUGCUAAUCGUGAAAAACCCAUCAAGAAUCCAUUUUUAGCUACUUUGGAGAUUAGUGAGGAUGGGAGAUUAGUUUUGAAGGAAGAUUCAAGAACCAUUGUAUGGGAAACAACCAAUUUGGAGAAAGCUAGUGAUGUGAAGCUUUUGGACCAAGGGAAUUUGGUUCUUGUUUCUAAUGAAGGUGUUUUGGUAUGGGAAAGUUUUGAUUUUCCUACAGAUACAUGGCUUCCUGGGAUGAACUUGACUGCAACAAAAUGGCUGACAUCUUGGAGAAGUACUAAUGAUCCAUCACCUGGAAGGUACUCUUUAAGGCUCCAACCACAUAGUUAUGGUGAGAUAGUUCUUUUUUAUAAUGGUACUUAUCCAUAUUGGUCCACUGGGAAAUGGAGUGAAAAUGCAUUUGUUGAUGUACCAGAAAUGACUGUUCCUUACAUUUACAAGUUCAAUUUUGAAUCACCUUUUACCCCUAUGGCAUCAUUUGGAUACUCAGCGGUGACAUUAGAGAAUGGAAUGCCUCCUCCUUUAACUAGAUUCAUGGUUGAUUUCACUGGACAGGUUAAACAGUUCACUUGGAUCCAACAGGCGCAAAGUUGGAACAUGUUUUGGUCACAGCCAGAGAAUAUGUGUAGUACUUACGGUCUUUGUGGGAAUUUGGGGUUCUGUAAUAGUAAGUCAUUGAAUCCAUGUAAGUGUUUACCAGGGUUCACCCCUUUGGAUGGUGAUUCAUGGGAUGCAGGGGAUUUUUCGGGUGGCUGUCACCUCGAGAGUAAUGAAGUUUGUGGUGAGAAUGAUAGGUUUGAAGAGGUUGGAAUGGUUAAAUAUGAUGGAGCAAGGGUAGUUUCAGUUUCUGGAACUAGAAAUGAAUGUGAGAGAGAGUGUUUAGGUAAUUGUUCUUGUAUUGGUUUGUAUCACAAUGAGAAGACUAAUUUGUGCAAGAGUUUAUAUGGGUCAUUGCUCAAUCUUAGGAAUCUUACUUCCGAUGGCACUGUUGAGGAUAAGCUAUAUGUUAGAGUUCAAGGAGGAGGGAAUACUCGAAAGAAUCAGAUUCAAGUCAGAUUACUUGUGAUCGAAAUGAUCUGUGGAUUUGUGGUAAUUCUGUUAGUUGGAAUUGGGACUUUCUUGGUAGUUAGGAGGAGAAGAGUAAGGAGGAAGAAAAAAGAUGAGGAAGAUGUAUUUCCUAUAAUGAAUUUGAAGGUAUUUUCAUACAAAGAGCUUAAUGCUGCAACAAAGGGAUUCUCGGAGAAGCUUGGUCAUGGUGGUUUUGGAACUGUGUUCCUAGGGGAGCUAUCGGAUUCUUCACUCGUAGCUGUGAAGAGACUUGAAAGACCUGGUGGUGGUGAAAAGGAAUUUCGAGCUGAGGUAUGCACAAUAGGGAACAUUCAGCAUGUUAAUUUAGUGAGAUUGAGAGGAUUUUGCACUGAAAAUUCUCAUAGGCUUCUGGUUUAUGAGUACAUGUCAAAGGGUCCUCUUAGCGCAUAUUUAAGGCGAGAUGGUCAGAAUCUAAGUUGGGAUGUUAGAUUCCGAAUUGCUGUAGGGACAGCAAGAGGUAUUGCUUAUUUACAUGAAGAGUGUCGCAAUUGUAUAAUACAUUGCGACAUUAAACCAGAGAAUAUUCUGCUACAUGAAGAUUUUUCAGCAAAGGUUUCUGAUUUUGGACUUGCAAAGCUCCUUGGUAGGGACUUUAGUAGAGUGUUGGCAACCAUGAGGGGUACCUGGGGCUAUGUUGCACCCGAGUGGAUCUCUGGAUUAGCGAUCACAACGAAAGCUGAUGUAUAUAGCUAUGGCAUGACAUUAUUGGAACUGAUAGGUGGUCGACGCAAUGUAGAGUCACCACCUUCAGCUAAAGGCGAAGAGGGUGGAACAGAGGAGAAGUGGUUUUUCCCACCGUGGGCAGCACGUCAAAUAGUCGAAGGAAACAUUGCUGCAGUUAUGGAUGAAAGACUACAUGGAACGUACAACCUCACGGAGGCAGAACGUGUGGGAUUGAUAGCUAUUUGGUGCAUUCAGGACGAUGAAUCAACGAGGCCUUCCAUGGGAAUGGUGGUGAAAAUGUUGGAAGGAGUAGUCGAGGUGACAACGCCUCAACCUCCGAAGCUGCUCCAAGCAUUAGUAUCUGGUGAAUCAUUCCAUGGGGUAGGAAUUGAUUCAAGUAACGGGACAUCACGAGACGGAGGUUUCAGCUCGGGUUAUAAUCCUCAACGUUCAAGAUAUUCAAAAGACUCUCAAGCUUCAAGUUAGUUAGGCAUGGGUAGUGCACUUGAGACACUUUGUGGACAAGCAUUUGGUGCAGGCCAAAUAGAAUUGUUAGGAGUUUACUUGCAGAGG